This is a messenger RNA of Frankliniella occidentalis (western flower thrips), 1474 nucleotides long. It is a transcript of the gene Hpf1, whose product is annotated as histone PARylation factor 1. The coding region runs from base 48 to 1406 and encodes 452 amino acids. The record is from RefSeq and is a predicted model, not a curated record. Gene Ontology annotation, molecular function: poly-ADP-D-ribose binding; histone binding. NCBI's taxonomy places the organism in Eukaryota, Metazoa, Arthropoda, Insecta, Thysanoptera, Thripidae. Gene Ontology annotation, cellular component: nucleus. Gene Ontology annotation, biological process: regulation of protein ADP-ribosylation; DNA damage response. The transcript has 7 exons.
CACUCACUAUCCGCACGCCACAAUCACAGUGGUAAACAAAAUCAGAAAUGGCGGGUGAUACUGGCCCCUCUUUAAAUUGUGAAACUAUUCAAGAAUAUCAGUCUGACGCUCGGAUUGCUUGCAAAUAUGGAAACAAAUGUUAUCAAACGAACCCAGUUCACAUAAGUAAAUACAAACAUCCACCUAAGGUUAGUGCUACUGCUGCAAAGGGUGCGAAGCGUUUCAAAAGAGGAGGCCCUGCUCCAAAGGCACCUCCUAGCAAUGCAUCAGAUGAUGAACACGUAUCUGAUGAAUCGACUGAUUCAGCUUCCCCAAAGAGGAAACCACCCCCAGCAAAACCGCUUGGCAACAAUGAGAGUAAUGAAGGUGCCAAACCAUCAUCUUCACGGAGUACAGACUCACCUCAAGCCAGUGAAGAUGCCACAGAUCACUUUAAUAGUGAACCGACAAUGCCUCCUUCACCAGCUGAUAUCAAACUUAGCAUCAAGCAGAAAUUUUUGUUUGAAAUGCCAGAGGACUUUUACAGCUUUUGGGACUUCUGCCAGUCCCUGAACGGACGUAAUCCAGCUUUGGCAUUCAAGGAUGUGGGUUUGGAGCUUGUUGGACCAUUCGACCUCCUUUCAAGUCACUUCAAACUGAGUGAUAAUAAAAGAAAACAACCAUUCUUCUUACUACAUUGGCGGUACUACUAUGAUCCCCCAGGAUUUCAAACUGUUUUAAAAGGCGAUGACCAAAAACAAUUUCAUGUUGGAUAUUACAGAGAUGAUCCAAAAUGUAUGCCUGUUUUUCUAGCAAGUAAUUGUGCAGCGAAGGAUGGGGUGUUUCUCCCAGUGGCGGAGAAUAUAUUUGGUGCUGUAAAUGCAUUACUGAAUGACUCUAAGAAGUCAGCUACACCUUUCCUUCAACCUAAAAUUCAGAAGUUGCAGAAAGCUAUCCAAGAAUAUGCUAAGGAAUAUGGGUUUACUCUAGAGGCUAAAACAUCAGCAAUGAAGCAAAGAGAUCGCAAAACUGUGUGUAAAACUUUUAAUGGAUUGGGUCUCCUUGUACCAGUGGAAAAAAAGACUGAAGUUGGAUAUCGAGAACUUAUUGAAACUGAUGCUAAUUUAAAAAGAAUAUUGAAAAGAAUUGUUGAGUGUGAAAAAGAAGAUUUAAAAGAGAAGGCUCGAGACCAACUUCAGCAGGUGGUCACUGCUGCUAAUAUUGCAAAUGAUGAGUGUGAUUUUGGCACCAGCGUUGAGCUAGGCUUAGACCUCUUCGCUUUUGGUGGGUCAGAGUUUGAGCAGACAGCAUUACAACUCUUGUCUACAGGUUAUAGUCUUCUGGGCAGACCCGAAUUCGCCAAAGUGGCUCAGGUUCACAUUAAAAAUCGUAAGAAAGGAAGCAAACUGGAUAUGUUAAGUUCAUAAUUGUCUUUUUAUUUAUCAGCAUUUUUUAUAUUAAAUUAUUUGUAAAUAAACAAGUUUCAAAACCCGUA